Molecule: messenger RNA, 3033 nt
Organism: Coturnix japonica (Japanese quail)
Lineage: Eukaryota; Metazoa; Chordata; Aves; Galliformes; Phasianidae
Gene: DCUN1D2
Product: defective in cullin neddylation 1 domain containing 2
Biological process (GO): protein neddylation
Cellular component (GO): ubiquitin ligase complex
Molecular function (GO): ubiquitin-like protein binding; ubiquitin conjugating enzyme binding; cullin family protein binding
Source: RefSeq, a predicted model, not a curated record
GCCGGUAGGGCCGCGGGCGCGCAGCCCCGAGCUCCGCGUUCCUGUCCCCGCAGCGCGGCCGCUGAUAGGCGCUGCCGGCCGGGCCGCUCAGCGCCUGCGCGGGAGGAGGAGGCGGCGGUGGCGGUGGUGGUAGCGGCGGCGCCGGGCGGUGAAGUUGGUGAAAGCGCCGGUGUAAAAUGCAUAAACUUAAAUCAUCUCAGAAGGACAAGGUCCGCCAGUUUAUGGCUUUUACCCAGGCUGGGGAAAGGACUGCUAUAUACUGCUUGAUGCAGAAUGAAUGGAAGCUAGAAGUGGCAACUGACAACUAUUUCCAGAAUCCAGACUUGUACUACAAAGAAUCCAUGAAGAAUUCGGUAGACAGGAAGAAAUUAGAACAACUCUAUAAUCGAUACAAAGACCCACAAGAUGAAAAUAAAAUUGGCAUUGAUGGAAUACAACAGUUCUGUGAUGAUUUAAGCCUGGACCCUGCCAGUAUCAGUGUUCUGGUUGUAGCGUGGAAAUUCAGAGCGGCUACUCAGUGUGAAUUCAGUAAAAAGGAAUUCGUAGAUGGCAUGACAGAGCUGGGGUGUGACUCCACAGAAAAACUAAAAGCUCUAUUGCCACGACUGGAACAAGAACUGAAGGAUCCAACAAAGUUUAAAGAUUUUUAUCAGUUUACUUUUAACUUUGCAAAAAAUCCUGGACAGAAAGGUCUAGAUCUUGAAAUGGCAAUUGCGUACUGGAAUUUAGUCUUGUCAGGAAGGUUUAAAUUUCUAGAUCUUUGGAAUAAAUUCUUGUUGGAACAUCAUAAAAGAUCAAUUCCAAAAGAUACUUGGAAUCUUCUGUUAGACUUCGGAAAUAUGAUUGCAGAUGAUAUGUCCAACUAUGAUGAAGAAGGAGCAUGGCCUGUUCUUAUAGAUGAUUUUGUGGAAUAUGCACGACCGGUAGUCACAGGAGGAAAGCGUAAAACUUCCUAACCCCAGACUCAUCAACGUGGACUAAAUGUGCAGUCUGAACUGCAUUAGAUAAUGAAGAUUUGUUGACUGACAGCUGUGCACAUUGUUGCUGGUUUCAGUGGUCAUGGGGAGAUUCCAGAGACAAAACAGAUACUCUUCCUUUCUGCCUAAUGAAAAUGAUGGUUGAGAGUUGUGGACACUUCAUGAACAAGCUCAGAAGAUGGUCCAGGCUGAUUGCAGGCUAUUGGCUUCAAUUAUUGUACUGGUUGUAUCAUAUAGGAUGUAGAUUUUGCAUGAUUUUAUACUUUGGAGAAGUUUAACUAGAGGCCAUUUUAUUAUUGAAGUUUUGACAGCACAGCAUGCCAUUGAGUUCAUGAUCCAAAGUGAACACCAGCAGUCAAAUAAAUAAAACUGUAUUAUAUUGUACUUAUAUUAAAGGCAGUAUUUGUGGUAUAUAAAUUAAAUCCCUAAAUAAAACUUACGCACUAUAUUGUGUUUUUAUAACAGUCAGCUCUGUGGAUCUGUCCUAAUACAGAACUGUAAAAUCAUGUUGUUCUUUAAAUAUGUCGCCGGAUUUUUACAUUUAUAUUUGUAAGCCUUAGAUACAAAGACUGACCACGUUCAGCCUUUUGUCUUCCACUGAGGCUGACUUCCUCAUCGCUGCCUUCUUGAAGUGCUCGCACGUGCAUUGCUGAGAAAGAGCUGUUUCUCUGUCCUGUGUUGUGACUCCAGCUUUUUAUUAACCAUUUUGAAGUUAACUUGGUGCAGUCAAAGAUGCUUUUACAAUUCAUGUUUGAUGUCAUUAUUCAACUAGUCUUCAAUUAUGUGUUUUUUAAUUUUAAAUAAUGGAUUGGUAGAAUAUAAGUCUUACUUGUGGCCUGGAACAUAUAAUCUAUUCUAGCAAGAAUUCAACAACUUGUGAGUGCAGUUCCUGACACGUCUUCUAGAAAGUAAGCAUGAAUAAGCCCAGAGACUUCACUGGUUGGCUUCUACUUUGGAAACAGAAGUAAGAAAAUUUCACGUUAAUGAUGGUAGCCUCAGGAUAUUUUGUCUAUUCAGUAAUGUUUAUGUGAGGGGGAAAAAAAUACAGGAUCAUUGAUCUCAAGGCUAGUUGAAUUGGAUCUGUUUUUACCAAAUCUAAAUGUAUUUUUCUCCCCUCUCAGUAGUUAUAAAGUGCAUAAAUGUCAAGCUCCUUCUUCCCAGUGUCUUCCAAUGCUUAAGCACGAGACCUUUUUACCAGCAAUUAUUGGACAUGUUUUCACGCAGGGUUCUUCAGAACGCUAACUCAUCAAAAAGAGGUGGUCGUAGCUUCUGUAAAAGUUUGUUAAAGCAAAGCAUCACUAAAGAGUAUCUACAGGUAUGAUUAAUAUGUGUGCUGUAAGCAGAGCUGCACGGAUAUAAGAAUUUGCGAAGAUUGUGCAUUAAGUUAUAUGGCGUAUCUGUUUGGUUCACAUCAGGUAACUUCAGCACUGCAUGAUGCCAAUUUUAUUCCAUAAUUGUGAGGAUAUAAAAACUUGUAAAGCUUAUAGUCUUCUUUAAAAAAACAACCCUCUAAGUACUAGUUUUGCGUAAGUAGUCGGCUUCCGUGCAUGGCAUUGAAGCCUACAAGAACAGAUGUACAUGCUGCAUACAGAGAGUUUACCUUCAUUCUUCUACUUGAGAAAACUAAAGUUGUGCGUGAUCUUUAAAAAGCAGGGCUAAAAGACUAACCAGAUUUUCUACCCAUAGGAAGACAGUGGGCAAGUCGCAAAUGCCCAACUUGGUAUUUAUUAUUUGUCUUCCUAGCCAAAGCGGUGUUUUUAAAUGUUGGCUCUUGCAUGACAGCCACUAGAUGUCAGUGUCUCAGUCUUCAGGUGCUUAUCUGUGUCAUGUGGGAAAUUGGCCCGUAAUGUUAACACGCACUCUUACUUUCUGACUAUAUCUUCUUAGAAGGGGAUUUGUGUACAUAAUUCCAGUGUUCUGUGGAACUCAACAGAGAUUUAAAAACAGUGUGAUGCUCUUUGUAAUGCGUUUGAUUUUUCUACCUGGCCUACUCAACACUAGUAAUUUGUCUGUCUGUCCUGUAGGCUUUGGAGAAUAAAUGUUCCAUCCGAUGGCA